Messenger RNA from Gryllus bimaculatus (two-spotted cricket), 1002 nucleotides. NCBI's taxonomy places the organism in Eukaryota, Metazoa, Arthropoda, Insecta, Orthoptera, Gryllidae. The record is from the annotation of a GenBank genome assembly.
AUGUACGGUCUUAAUUGGAAAUUUGGAUGUCGUGUCACCGGGACUAUCUUGCUCUCCCGAAAUUACUCAGAUUUUGGAACUCUGCGUGAAGACGGAAAAUGGGAAGGAAUCAUGAAAGUACUGCAAGAAAGAAAUGCUGAUGUUGCCCUUUGUGAUAUGUCCAUAACAUCUCGACGACUCGAUGAUGUUGAUUUCACCGAUACUAUCUGCGAUCAAAGUGUCAGUGCCUAUAUGCGUCUUCCUACCCGCCGUUCCCUCAUUGACGGAUUCUUCGCCGUUCGCGCGGCCCUGUGGACAGCCGCUGUCGGUGCAGCGGGUGCCUGGCGCUGUUCCUGCCUUUGUGGUGCGGGUGGAGGGGCAGCGACGCGUCACCACCAGAAGACGCUGGCUCUUCGUAUCGGCUGCCUUCUGCCAGCAAGGGCUGGUGAAGCAAACUUAAUUGCCUUGUCUGAAAAGUUGCACGAGCAGGUUUUGAAAGGUGAUGGCCAUGUGCUGGACACCAUACGUCGCGCUUGUGACGAUCAUCAAACAAUUGCGCUUUUGAGCACGAAUUUCCUGCCCGUCUUCCUCCGCCAUUCGCCUAUUUCGGCGCAUGCGUCGCCGGGCGUGCUGGCACGCGUGUUUGCGCAGCACUGGCCUUAUCGGCCCCAGCGCCAGACGAGGUUCUCUCAGCGGCCGGCGCUGGGGGACGUUGGCGGCCCGUCUUUCCUGCCUAUCGCCGCCGCGCGCUGCUGGCGCUGCUUAUGCCUGGCCUCGAACCGGCUGGGGGACUCGAGCAUCCCAACUAACGAGCCAACGACAAUACGCAUUUCUCCGAUAUCUCUUGAAGCCGGCACUGGCUCGACGCAAGACGAGGCUCGCAGCAUGCCUGGGGGACGUGGCGCCGUGUUCCCCGCCUUCGCGCCGGCGCGCUUGCUGGCGCCUGCUUAUCCUGGCCCUCGAACGCCGCUGGGGGUCGCACCCACGCAUACGGCCACGACAAUCGCAUUUCUCCAUACUUGA